Messenger RNA from Malus domestica (apple), 693 nucleotides. The record is from RefSeq and is a predicted model, not a curated record. NCBI's taxonomy places the organism in Eukaryota, Viridiplantae, Streptophyta, Magnoliopsida, Rosales, Rosaceae.
AUGGCUGACACAAGUUUAUUUGUAAAAGCAGAUGAUGAUGAUGUGAUUAUCAUGCUUUUAUACGUUGAUGACAUAAUAUUGACAGGAUCAAGUACAACAAAGGUCCAAUCUGUUAUCUCUCAACUUGCAGCAGUAUUUGAUUUGAAAGAUAUGGGGCAGUUGACAUAUUUUUUAGGCCUUCAGAUUCAGUAUCAAAUAGAUGGGUCUAUAUUUGUCAAUCAAUCCAAGUAUACCACUGACUUAUUAAAGCGAGCAGGUAUGGAGUCUUGCAAACCUACUUCAACUCCUUCCAAACCUCAUUCUCAAGUUCUCAUCUCUGACGGCAGUCCCAUGACUGAUCCCACCUAUUACAGAAGUAUCGUGGGGGCUCUUCAAUAUCUAACUUUCACACGACCCGAUAUAGCUCAUGCUGUUAAUGUUGUAUGUCAGUAUAUGACUCAACCAUCUGAUCUUCAUAUGCAUUUAGUUAAAAGAAUUCUGCGGUAUUUGAAGGGUACAAUUCAUUAUGGUUUACAAUAUACAAAGUCACCUGACUUUCUCAUUUCAGCUUACUCUGAUUCGGAUUGGGCGGCUGACAUCAAUACUCGUCGGUCUAUAACAGGUUAUGUGGUUUAUAUUGGUGCUAAUCCAAUUUCAUGGCAAUCUAAUCUAAACGACAAUCUCUAUCUGAAGUUCUACAGAGGCCGAGUAUAA